AUGAUAGGACAUGGUUUUCCGCAAACCGGCGGUGGAUAUCUCGGAGUUUUCAAUGGCAAAGAUUAUGACAAAACUGCUCAAACUGUUGCUGUUGAAUUUGACACUUUCUAUAACGCUGCUUGGGAUCCAAGCAACGGAAAGAGACAUAUUGGAAUCGAUGUGAACAGUAUCAAAUCCAUUAGUACUAAGUCGUGGAAUUUUCAGAAUGCUGAAGAGGCUCAUGUUGUGAUAAAUUUUAAUGCUACUACUAAUGUGUUAAGUGUGACUUUACUUUAUCCUAAUUCACUUGAGGAAGAAAAUCUAACUGGCUAUGCUCAUAGUGAUGUUGUGCCUUUGAAAGAUGUUGUUCCUGAGUGGGUAAGGAUUGGUUUCUCAGCUACCACCGGAGCAGAAUAUGCAACACAUGAAGUUCUUUCAUGGACUUUUCUUUCUGAGUUGACGGGACCUUCAAAUUCUAAGCAAGCUGCAGAUGCAUAG
Vicia faba (fava bean) is the source of this 477-nucleotide messenger RNA. Lineage: Eukaryota; Viridiplantae; Streptophyta; Magnoliopsida; Fabales; Fabaceae. The record is from the annotation of a GenBank genome assembly.